GUUUGUUUUCCUGGCGGCGGAGGGCAGAUUCGUCCGGCCCCAGGCCGCAAACGUGCUGGUGAGCCUCGCGACCAUCCACACCAUUGGGUCUGGCUGCUGUGUUGCCAUGCGCCGCGUUGCCCAUCGUCGGCUGCUGGGUCAACUUCCCCCCGUCGUCGCCAUAUGACACCGCUCCUCCCAGUCUCCUACCCAUUCACCCACUCUGGACUGCGCCUUUGAAUCCUGCCGACUCUUUGGCGCUUUAUCCACCAGGCAGCUACAUUCGCACCCCUUCCUAACGCCGCUGCUACCUCCGUCUUGCUAGCAGUUGAAAAGGCGCCGCGUUGGCCUUAGCAACCAUGGCUGUCAAAGACUCGCCUUACCUGCGCCCUACCACGCCGCAGACCAUGGAUGCCCGCUCCCUUGCGUCGAGCGACAAGCCGCCCUCGGUGGCCGAGAAGAACGAUGCUCUCGACACCACCAUGCCCACUGCCGCGUCCGAGACCGCCUCUCGCAAAGAGCGCCACUCCAUCUCUGCCGGCGGCCCUGUCGAGUUGUCCAACCUCGAGCAAGCUCUCGAUGAGACGAAUCCUCAGGAGGAAGAGGAGGAGGAAUGGCCCAGUUCUUGGAAGCUCACAUUCAUCACCAUUGCGCUGUGUCUGUCCGUCUUUUGUAUGGCGCUGGACAACACGAUCAUCGCGACUGCGAUUCCGCGCAUCACAGACCACUUCAAGGCCCUUGAUGACGUGGGUUGGUACGGCUCCGCGUACCUACUCACCACCUGCGCCUUCCAGCUCGUCUUCGGCAAGCUGUACACGUUCUUCAGCAUCAAGUGGAUCUACCUCGGCGCGCUGUUCAUUUUCGAGCUGGGCUCCUUCAUUUGCGGCAUUGCGCCUACGUCCAAUGCCUUGAUCGUGGGCAGAGCCGUGGCUGGCCUAGGUUCUGCUGGCAUCUUCUCCGGUGCCAUCUUGAUUGUUAGCAAGACAGUGCCGCUGCACCAGCGCCCGACGUAUACGGGUCUGAUCGGCGCCAUGUAUGGAAUUGCGAGUGUCGCGGGCCCGCUCAUGGGAGGCGCCUUCACUGACAAGGUUACCUGGCGUUGGUGCUUCUACAUCAACUUGCCAUUCGGACUCAUCACAGCAAUCUUCAUUUUCUUCUUCUUCAAGUCCCCCAAGGUCGUCAAGGCCAGCGCCGUCGGAUGGAGAGCUAAACUCCGCGAAUUUGAUCUCUACGGCACGAUCCUCUUCCUCCCCGCCAUCGUGAGCCUCUUGCUGGCACUCCAAUGGGGCGGCUCCAAGUACGCGUGGGGCAAUGGCCGCAUCAUCGGGCUGUUCAUCGUCUUCGGCGUCCUGAUUAUCGGCUUCAUCGCGAUCCAGAUCUGGAAGGGCGAGCACGCGACAGUGCCGCCCCGCGUCUUCAAGAACCGCACUGUCUGGUCCAGCGCGUGGUUCGGCGCGGCGCUGGGCGCGGCCUUCUUCAUCCUUGUGUACUAUCUGCCCAUCUGGUUCCAGGCCAUCAAGGGCGCCUCAGCCGUGAAAUCCGGCAUCAUGAACCUGCCGAUGAUUCUCUCGCUUGUGAUCGUUUCGAUAAUCGCGGGCGUCUCUGUCACCAUGAUCGGGUACUACGUGCCGUUCAUGCUGGUGUCAUCGGUCUUCAUGGCCAUAGGCGCAGGGCUGCUCACGACUUUCGACACCGACACCACGCACUCGCACUGGAUCGGGUACCAAGUGCUGUUCGGGAUGGGCGUGGGCUUCGGGAUGCAGCAGACGCUGAUCGCGGUGCAAGCAGCGCUGCCGGCGGCAGACAUACCCAUCGGCACCGCCAUCAUGAUGUUCAGCCAGACGCUGGGUGGCGCGCUCUUCAUAUCCGUCGGCCAGAACGUGUUUACGAACCAGCUGAUCAAGAACGUGAGCAAGGCGAUUCCGGAGGGCGGCGCGGGCUUGCAGGCCUUGGUGCUCGCGACCGGCGCUACCGAGAUCCAGAAGGUCAUUGGCAGCAGGUUUCCCCAGUACCUGGAGGGCGUGCUGACGGCGUAUAACAACGCCCUCACUGAGACGUGGUAUGUCAGUGUCGCGAUGGGCAGUCUGAGCUUGCUGGGCGCUGUGUUCGUCGAGUGGGUCAGCGUCAAGGGCAAGAAGCUGGAGAUGGGGGCUGCGUAAGCUUCUGAACGACGGCGGUUGUGAUGGUGGUAGUUGUGUGGGCGGCAGUUUUCCCUUUCUUCAUCUGACUUCUUCCCUCUACGUUGCUUUAUUCUGCAUCCUGCCGCCCCUUGACUCGCUUUCAAAACCCCUCCCCCCGCUUUCUUAUACCCCGCGACAAACUCCACUAUUCUGUUGCAUGCUGACUUUGAUAAUUAUGAUACUCCACUCUACAUCACCGGCAUCACCACUGGUUGGCAUCCGGCGUAAUUGCUUAGAUAGGAGCGAGGUAGUUAGACGAAAAUAAAAAUGCGUGUGCUUGCUUGCAUGCAACGUACCUAC
This is a messenger RNA of Aplosporella prunicola CBS 121167, 2459 nucleotides long. RefSeq lists its product as uncharacterized. The transcript has 6 exons. Bases 339 to 2138 code for a protein of 599 amino acids. NCBI's taxonomy places the organism in Eukaryota, Fungi, Ascomycota, Dothideomycetes, Botryosphaeriales, Aplosporellaceae. Gene Ontology annotation, molecular function: transmembrane transporter activity. The record is from RefSeq and is a predicted model, not a curated record. Gene Ontology annotation, biological process: transmembrane transport.